Messenger RNA from Hypomesus transpacificus, 2629 nucleotides. RefSeq names its product TANK-binding kinase 1 (gene tbk1). Gene Ontology annotation, biological process: peptidyl-serine phosphorylation. Gene Ontology annotation, cellular component: cytoplasm. The transcript has 22 exons. Gene Ontology annotation, molecular function: protein binding; protein serine/threonine kinase activity; ATP binding. The coding region runs from base 245 to 2428 and encodes 727 amino acids. Lineage: Eukaryota; Metazoa; Chordata; Actinopteri; Osmeriformes; Osmeridae. The record is from RefSeq and is a predicted model, not a curated record.
CUGAUUGAAGCAUUAGUACCACAUGACCAAGGAGAUCACGGAAGAGCAUAUGACUUAGAACUAGAAUAACAGCGAUAACGUGUCCUUACGAGAAUUUUGUACGAGUUUUUUUGUUCGUACUUUGGCAGAGUGGGAAUUUCCCCACUGUGUGCCUUGACGUCAUCCUGAAAUCAGCGGUAUCAAAGCAGUUUAUCAUUCUUCAAGUCUUUAGGCCACCAAAUAUAAAGGAUUCGCAUAAGUAAAAAUGCAGAGCACUGCCAACUACCUGUGGCUCAUCUCGGAUCUUCUCGGGCAAGGGGCUACAGCAAAUGUGUACCGUGGUAGGCACAAGAAAACAGGGGACCUUUAUGCCGUCAAAGUCUUCAAUAAUCUCAGUUUUCUGAGGCCCCUGGACGUCCAAAUGAGGGAGUUUGAGGUUCUGAAGAAACUCAACCACAAGAACAUUGUCAAACUCUUUGCAGUGGAAGAGGAGUCUAACACACGUCACAAAGUCCUGGUCAUGGAGUACUGUCCCUGUGGGAGCCUCUACACCGUUCUGGAGGAGUCUUCCAAUGCCUACGGACUACCAGAGGACGAGUUUCUCAUCGUGCUGCAGGAUGUAGUGGCAGGCAUGAACCACCUGAGGGAGUACGGCAUCGUGCACCGCGACAUCAAGCCGGGGAACAUCAUGCGUGUGAUCGGCGAGGACGGGAGAUCCGUCUACAAGCUCACAGACUUCGGAGCCGCCAGGGAGCUGGACGACGACGAGCAGUUCGUCUCUCUCUACGGGACCGAGGAGUACCUGCACCCUGACAUGUACGAGCGGGCUGUGCUGAGGAAGGACCACCAGAAGAAGUACGGGGCCACGGUAGACCUGUGGAGCAUCGGUGUCACCUUCUACCACGCCGCCACAGGCAGCCUCCCAUUCCGACCCUACGAGGGGCCCCGCAGGAACAAGGAAGUAAUGUAUAAGAUCAUCACAGAGAAACCUUCCGGAACCAUCUCUGGCCAGCAGAAGUUUGAGAACGGCAAGAUUGAGUGGAGCACUGAGAUGCCUGUUUCUUGUAGCCUCUCCAAGGGCCUGCAGAGCCUUCUGACCCCGGUGCUGGCUAACAUCCUGGAGGCUGACCAGGAGAAGUGCUGGGGCUUCGACCAGUUCUUCGCCGAGACCAGCGACAUCCUCCAUCGCUGUGUUGUCUAUUUGUUCAGCCUGCAGCAGGCCACCCUCCACCACGUCUACAUCCACGAGUACAACACGGCGACACUGUUCCAGGAGCUUCUCUCAAGGAGGACCAGCAUCCCCCCUCACCACCAGGAGCUGAUAUACGAGGGCCGCAGGCUGGUGCUGGAUCCAAACCGCCAGGCCCAGACCUUCCCCCGGACCACCCGGGACAACCCCAUCAUGCUGAUCAGCUCAGAAUGUGCGGCCACAGUGGGACUCAUCUUCGAAGAUCCAAGCCCUCCCAAAGUCCAGCCUCGCUACGACCUGGAUCUGGACGCCAGCUAUGCCAAGACCUUUGCAGGUGACGUGGGCCACCUGUGGAAGACCUCCGAGUCCCUCUUGGUCUACCAGGAGCUGGUUCGCAAAGGAGUCCGCGGCCUCAUUGAGAUGAUGAAGGAAGAAUACAGUGAGAUAGUACACAAGAAGUCUGAAGUCAUUCACCUGUGCAACUACUGCAACCAGAUCCUGGAGCGGACGGAGCAGCUGUGUGAGGUGCUGAUGCAGGCCACCAUGCUGUCGUCAGAAUACGACGAGAUCGCAGACAUGCGCAAGAAAGUCAUGAGAAUCUCUGGGUCUUUGGAACCCCUGGAGAGGACUACACAGGAGAUCAAGAGCAAGUUCAUGCCAGGGGGUGUGUUGACCGACACCUGGAUCCAGCAAGUUGGCACCCACCCUGGGGACAGAAAUGUGGAGAAGAUCAAAGUGCUGUUAGAUGCCAUCACCGCCAUCUACCACCAGUUCAAGAAGGACAAGGCAGAGAGACGUCUACCUUACAACGAAGAACAGAUCCAUAAAUUUGACAAACAGAAGCUGGUUCUCCAUGCCACCCGGGCCAGGACUCUGUUCACUGAGGAGUGCGCAAUGAAGUACCGCCUCUUCAUCUCCAAGAGCGAGGAGUGGAUGAGGAAGGUCCAUCACGUGAGGAAGCAGCUGGUCGGCCUGUCCACUCAGUUCAACAGCAUCGAGAAAGACGUGUCCAUGGUGAUGGAGCGAGUCAUCAAGCUCCAGGAGCAGCUACCUCAGAAGGUGAUGCCUCUGGCAUCUGGUGGGAUCAAGCCCCAGGCUUACCUCAGCCAGAGCACCCUGGUGGAGAUGACGUUGGGGAUGAAGAAACUGAAAGAGGAAAUGGAGGGGGUUGUGAAAGAGCUGGCAGAGAACAACCACUUCCUGGAAAGGUUUGGCACUUUGACACUGGAUGGGGGAUUGAGGAAUGUUGACCGUAUUUGAGACCCAAGCGAUCCCUUGUCUCUAUUCCACUACUCCCAAGAACUUGGGAAGACGUGAGAAGUGAAGGUUAUGCAAUCGAUUGCUGCCAAUUCUAUACAUAAAUAUAAAUGAUUGUGUAUAUAUUUUUCUUGUGUUGUAAAUAGGUUCUAAGACUGUAAGAAGAGUUUAAUUGUAUUUUCUAUGAACGUCCCUCCCACUCCC